CUUACGCACUCAGCUCCGUCCGGUCGUCUUGUGCCCGCAUCUCGUCGCUGUCCGUUGGAGCCUCCGCGUCAUUGGCCACGCCCUCAUCCUCCUCCUCCUCUUCUUCCUCUGCCUCUUCACGUCGAUGGCGGCUGCCUCUGAUCGCUGAGACCUGCGGGUGAAUCUUCAAAGACGCUGCUGAGCAAGCCGCCCGGGUUAGCCUCGCCUGGAGAUGGAUUCUCGAAUCGACUUGCCAUUCAUCAAACAAGAACGCGAAGACGACGCGAGUUUUGGCGUGCGCUACGAUUGUCGGGUCAAACGCGAAGAUGCUCUCCUUGCCGCUGGUGAAGAAGCCGGCGACGGACCAGAGGAGACGGGAGAUUCCUACGGACGUCUGUCCACUCCUGGCCCGAGCCUCAUCAAGACGGAGUUCUUUGAGGAGGACAUUGGUCAAGAUCCAGACCUGAAGAAUGUUAAAGUUGAGAGAAGCGAUGAGAGGCCAGAGGAGACGGGGAGUUCCCAAGGAUGUCCGGCCACCGCAGACCAGAACUUCAUCGAGGUGGAAUUGGAGGAAGAGGACAUCGGUCGAGGAGGAGAAGAAAUGGAUUUGGUGGCGGAUUUACUGGCAAAGCCUUUUACGAGAAGGACCUUUCAAGAAAAGCUGGAAAUUGUGAGGAAGGGUCGACCAACCCCGCAGCUAGCAGCCCUGUCCCAGCCAGGGAAAGGAUUUGUGCGGCACUUUCAAUCGAGCAACUACGAAAGGUACACCUGGCUUACAGCGUCGAAGGAACAUUGCAAAUUGUAUUGCUGGGAAUGCCUGUUAUUUGCAACCGACCGAUAUGGUGUUUGGAGCCACGCUGGGUUUGCAAACCUGAAUUGCCUAACCAAGGCAGCAACGAGACACCAAAGCACGGCAGGACACUUGCAAGCAACGGUGCUAUUGAAAACGUUCGGAGACACCCGAGUGGAUCAACAACUCAACGAACAAAUGCGAAGGGAAACGGAGCUCCACAACGAAAAAGUCAAGAAAAAUAGGGAAAUACUGAAAAGACUGAUCGAUUGUGUCAUCUUUCUGGGUAAACAAGAGCUUUCAUUUAGGGGACACGAUGAAAGCAAGGAGUCCACAAAUAGGGGUAACUUUGUCGAGCUUAUUUCCUUCCUGGCCGAGCACGACAAAGACUUGCAUUACCACCUUUCCACUAACAAAGUGUUUGCUGGUACUUCAGGCAAAAUACAAAACGACCUGAUUAAUGCUAUAGCUGAAGUGAUGGGAGAGGAGAUAAAAAGGGAGAUCAAUAAAGCACCUUUUGUCACAGUUAUGGUGGACGAAACUACAGACGUGAGUUCUGCAGCCCAGCUGCCACUGGUGCUCCGUUAUGUGACAGACACUGGUGUCAAGGAGAGGUUUGUCAGAUUUGACGAUGUUACGAGCGGCAAGCAGGCUGAUGACAUUGCUGCUCUCAUUAUCCGAUUCCUGGAGGAACACGAAUGCCUGGAUAAAGUUGUGGCACAGUGCUUUGAUGGCACUGUCGUCAUGGCAUCUGGACUGAAUGGGGUGCAGGAUAAAGUUAAGGUGAGGGCUCCUAUGGCUUUGUUUAUACAUUGCUAUGCACGUGGACUUAAUUUAGUACUGACUCAAGGGGCAUCGAAGCUUAGAGAAUGUAGGAUCUUUUUUGCGCAUCUCAAUGGCCUAGCUGCGUUUUUUUCCAGAUCCCCUCGGCGCACGCAGCUGCUUGACGAUAUCUGCCAGCGGCAUCUCCCUCGUGUGGCACCAACAAGGUGGCAAUAUAGUUCAAGAUUGGUGAGCACAGUCUUUGAGACGAGAGUUGCCCUAAAGGAGCUAUUUGAGCACAUAUUAGAGCACCAUGAUGAGUACGACGAGGAUUCUGUGCGCUGUGCUGACGGAUACAAUGCACAUCUGAGUGAUUUUGAGUUUUGUUUUUUGCUUUCCACUUUUCAUGUGAUUUUUGAGUAUUCGGAUGUGCUUUUUGGAAUACUGCAGAACAAAACACUCGAUGUACAAUUCUGUCUGGCAAGAAUGGACGAGUUUUGUGACACCAUUGAGAGGGAGAGAGGGCAAUUUGGUGAGAUUUAUGAAUCUACUCUGCGCGAAGCAGGUGCGCCAAGCACACGGAGAGGCCAAGCGCAGGGGGACAUUCGCGCAAGGUUCCAGAAACUUCACAGCGACAUUUUGGACAACAUCCUUGCCCAGAUACGGAACCGGUUUAAAGACCACGAGAAAGUCAUGUUUCUCUCCCUCCUCGACCCUCGGCAGUUUCAGACAUACCGGAAAAAAUUCCCGGAUGCGGCCUUCUCCAGCUUAACGCAGAGCCACGGAACUCUCUUCGACCUGCCCCGGCUUAAAACAGAACUGACUGUGAUGUAUGCCAUGACAGAUUUUGAAGCAAAAAGCCCUGCUGACCUCCUCGCUUUCCUUCAGCAGAAAGAUCUAUGCGGGAGCAUGCGUCAACUUUACGCAUUGGCAUGUUUGGCGGUGACCAUCCCAGUAUCCGCUGCCUCUGUCGAGCGGAAAUUUUCAGCCCUAAAACGCAUGAAAACGUGUUCAAGAAAUAAGACUGAGCAGGCUCGACUGUCAGCACUGGCCUCCAUGGCAAUCGAGAAGGACCUUUUAUUGGAACUGAAACGCACCGAUGUACUGUACAACCGUGUCAUUGAACUGUUUGUAAAGAAAGAAAGGAGGAUGGACUUUGUCUUCAAAUGAUGAGCAGCUUUGGGUUAAUGGAUUUUUAUGUAUCUUUACGAGUCGGACCCGGCACCACGAGGGGUUUUAAGGGAGCUUUAGUAUUUUUGUAUUUAGUUUUAUUUUUGUGUCCCCUCUAUUUAAGCUUCAUGUAUCUAUGGAAAAAUUGCAAAGACAGCAAAAUUAUUGGCCGAGAUACACGUGACUAUCGCUUAGCUGUUGUUUCAGCACCCAUAGACAGUGCUAUUUGUUGUGUGUAGGUGCCGUGAUGUCCAUAGUACUGAAACGGAGCGGAGGAGAUCGAUAGACAGACGGACUUCAUCCUGGCGCCGGGCCUGUUACUAGCUAUUUAUUAUUAUUAUUGCUUUAGAUCGUUGCUGCUGGUGUGAAUGAUGUUCUGAUUCAAUGGCCUGGCUGUGCCUUUGAGUGUGCAUGGUGGAAUGUGCGUUUAGGUCCAGCAGCUUGGCUGGAAUAUGUGGGGAAGCCUCUUGAAUCCUGAUUGUGUUUUUGGUAUUUUACGGCAUUUAUGCUUGCUUGGUGGUCGUAUGAGUAAAUGCGAAUGGUUGUUGUGAGUUCUUGUUUUUUUGGUAAUGACAUUGAUUUGGGCUAUGCGAUGUCUAUUUGUGAUGCAGCAUCCUGUCAAACUGCGUAAUAGUGGUACAUCCUUGAUGGUUUCAGUCACCAUGUAUUCAUGUUCUCUGCAAUUAGUGUAUUGUAACGCUCACGUGUUAAGCCACUUUAUUACACUCCAUAAAGGUUACAGUCACUGUGAAUAUGGGGUGGUUACGUCGAAUGGCAAUAGCCUAUAGCCCUAAUGUCAUGGUGAGGUUAUUCGAAGGUGGUUUAAUUUAGGGAGGAUAGCUCUGAAGGCCUAGGUGUAAAACACACGGCCUGCCACUUGGGUUGGUGUAUAGUAGUAUAGUGUAUAAUAGUGUAGUGUAUAGUAGUGUAGAGUAGAACUCCUCUUAACGACUACCCCUGUUAACUAAUCAUUUAACGACGGACCUCUAUAGAGCCCAAUGUGUUCGCUUACCAUUCAUUCCCCUGUUAACGACGGGCUGUUGUAGGUGCAGUAAACAUGAAUGCAUGUGUAGCAACAUAGAAUCG
This is a messenger RNA of Petromyzon marinus (sea lamprey), 3787 nucleotides long. Lineage: Eukaryota; Metazoa; Chordata; Hyperoartia; Petromyzontiformes; Petromyzontidae. The record is from RefSeq and is a predicted model, not a curated record.